Messenger RNA from Cordyceps militaris CM01, 1101 nucleotides. RefSeq names its product DNA-(apurinic or apyrimidinic site) lyase. Gene Ontology annotation, biological process: base-excision repair. The record is from RefSeq and is a predicted model, not a curated record. Lineage: Eukaryota; Fungi; Ascomycota; Sordariomycetes; Hypocreales; Cordycipitaceae. The transcript is spliced from 3 exons. Gene Ontology annotation, molecular function: DNA-(apurinic or apyrimidinic site) endonuclease activity; phosphoric diester hydrolase activity; zinc ion binding. Gene Ontology annotation, cellular component: nucleus; mitochondrion. The coding region runs from base 1 to 1101 and encodes 366 amino acids.
AUGCCGCUGUCAGACCGCACCGCAGUCUCGUCACUGAAGAAAGCAAUGUACAUUGGCGCUCAUGUGAGCGCAGCUGGUGGCGUCAACAACUCCGUCGCCAAUGCCGUGCAUAUUGGCGCCAACGCGUUUGCGCUCUUCCUCAAAUCGCAGCGCAAAUGGGACAAUCCACCCAUUGCGUCCGAGGCCAAGGACUUGUUCGUGAGCGGCUGCUCGCACCAUGGCUACAAAGCUGCCGAACACGCCCUCCCGCACGGCUCGUACCUCAUUAACCUGGCGCAGUCAGAUCCAGCCAAAGCGGCGCAGGCGUAUAACGCCUUUGUCGAUGACCUAGCACGUUGCGAGCAGCUAGGCAUCAAGCUCUACAACUUCCACCCAGGUUCCACGCUUGGCGACAACCGCGAGGCCGCCAUUGGCCGCAUCGGGGCCCAGCUCAACAAAUCGCACAAGGCCACGACCAGCGUCAUCACUGUGCUAGAGAACAUGGCUGGUAGUGGCAACGUCAUUGGCUCAACCUGGGAGGACCUGCGGGAUAUCAUAGCCCUGGUAGACGACAAGUCCCGCGUCGGUGUAUGCAUCGAUACAUGCCAUGCCUUCGCCGCCGGUCAUGACCUGCGCACGCCAGAAGCAUUCGGCAAAACGCUAGACAAUUUCAAGAAGAUUGUUGGGAUCAAGUACCUAAAAGCAUUCCACCGCACGUUGAACGACAGCAAGGCCCCCUUUGCCUCGAACCGAGAUUUACACGCCAAUAUUGGUACAGGCUUUCUCGGCUUACGCGCCUUCCACAGCGUCAUGAACGAAGACGCCUUUUGCGGCCUGCCCAUGGUCCUCGAGACGCCCAUUGACAAAAAGGACGCCAAGGGCAAGAGCAUCGAGGACAAGCAGGUCUGGGCCGACGAGAUCAAGCUCCUCGAGAGCCUCAUCGGCAUGGAUGCCGAUAGUGACGAGUUCGCUGCGCUAGAGAAAGAGCUCAAGGAGCGUGGCACAGCUGAACGGCAGCGGAUACAGGACCAAGUGGACAAGAAGAGCGCCAAAGCCAGUGGCAAAAAGCCAACGGCGGCGAAGAAGAAGAGGGUUGCUGAUACCGACGAUGAGAGCGACUGA